Amoebophrya sp. A120 is the source of this 9301-nucleotide messenger RNA. The record is from the annotation of a GenBank genome assembly. NCBI's taxonomy places the organism in Eukaryota, Dinophyceae, Syndiniales, Amoebophryaceae.
CGACGGCGAGAUUUUCCUCCGGUCGGUGCUACCAGCCUUCUCCGCGAUCGGCUAUGACGAGGAGAAGGAUCUGCCGGAGCUGUGGAAAUUACUCUCUGCGGUGCUGCGGUGCGGGAACGUGAAAUUUCACGACGACGACACUGACAGUGAUUCCCCGCCAAUUUGCGACAACGAGAGGGACUUGGAGGACAUUUGCGAGUUGCUGGGGAUUGACAAGGUAUUGUGCAGUUUUUUUUUGUCUGGUGCGGUGUGCAGCUGCAUCACAAAGUCAGUCUAAUCCUCCCUGCGAAGUGCAAAACUCUCAUCUUGUGCACUUAGCAUGAAAAAUUCAUUAUAGGGUUCUCAUUCUGAAUGAUCUUCCCACUGCUUGCUCGCAGGGCCUGGCGGUAAAAGCGAUCUCUUUGAAGAUGCGGAAGAUGCCGACGGGCUCCGUCACCUACACGCCGCGGACCCAGGAGUCCGCAAAAGACAUGAUUCUCUCUGUCGCGAGGGGGGUGUACGAACAGCUGUUCAAACAUUUGAUCUACAAGUUGAACGAGAAGAUCCAGCCGGACGCGAAGACGAAGGAAGUGAAGAAGUGGGUGGGCAUUCUGGACAUUUUUGGCUUCGAAUACUUCCAACAAAACUCGCUGGAGCAGUUUUUCAUCAACUUUGCAAACGAAAGGCUGCAGCAAUUCUUCUUGAAACACGUUUUUGAGGAGGAAAUUGCGCUGUUGAAACGGGAAAACUGCCCGAUCGUGUUUGAUCAAGGCGGCGAAGACGGAAAUAAAACGCAGUCCUUGUACAAAGACAACACUGGGAUCAUCAAACUGAUGGAUAACCCGAAGGAGAAGAAAAAUCCGGGCAUUUUACAGUUUCUGGAGGAGCAGUGCCUGCUGUCGAAAGGGUCUGACGAAGCUUUUUGCAACAAAGUGAACAAGACGUUUUCAUCUGGCGGAGGAGGUGGGAGUAAUGCUGGUGGUGCAGCUGCACCGCCGUCGGAAGUGUACUUGCUGAAGCCAAAAUUUUCCGCCCGCGAGCGCGAGUGCUUCACGAUCUUGCACGGCUCGGCUGUGGUUUCUUACACAGCGAAAGAUUUUCGGAACAAAAAUAUGGACUUGCUCGACCCGAGUCUACUGCAGCUGCUGAAAAUGAGUGAAAACACGCUGUUGAAAGAGGCUUUUCAGCUCAACGAGAACGGGACGAUGAGUAACGCCGCGGCAGGAGACGCAACGAAAUCCACGUUCGCUGAACGCGAACAGCAGGCUGGUUCUACGACCGCAUUAGCCUCCAAGAAAGAGCCGAAGCCGUCGUUCAUCGGGGCACAGUUUUCGCGGUCGAUGGAAAAUUUGAUGACGAAAUUGAACCAGGCGCGGGGAUAUGGAUUGUAAAAAUGUCUGGGUCUGGAAGGUUGGGACUUGUAAUGCUAGCGUUCUAUACGCAUACCGAGAAAAUCUGUAUUCCAUAACCAACAAAAGUCGCAGCCUCUUUUGUCAUGCAAAAACGCAGUUUCUCAUGCGGAUUGCCUAUGAGAAAGCGUUUUGGGAGGUUGUCAUGCCGGACUGCAUUCGGAAGUGUUUUCAUCAUGCACAUUUUAGCAUCACAAGUCUCCAGACCUAGACACUUUUGCAUUUGAUAGGGGACACUUCGUGCGCUGCAUCAAGCCGAACCGGCUUAAAAAACCGCUGCUGUUCGAACCAAAAAUGGUUUUGCAGCAGUUACAGUCGUUGUCGAUAUUGGAUAGCAUACAACUCAGGAGAAAAGGCUAUGCUUACCGCACCAGCUUCCGGGAAUUCGUUUCGGAAAAGGAGUUCUUCCCUCUAUUGCUCGUCAGCUGUCAGUCUGUUGGGGAACAACAGAAUCAAGCGGGAGAUAGUACGAAGAGCGGAACAGAAGCAGGCACCACCACUGCCAGUCGAAGUUGUGGCCUCGAUCCAACAAAAAUGGAUGACGCGAUGUGUAAAAAAGCGACCGAAGACAUCGUCGCAUGGCUCUUGAAGUCUGGGCUGGUCGGGGAAGAAAAAGCGGGUAGUUCUUCGGUGGACGAUACGGCGAACAAAAAGAAGCAAAACCCACCAGCCUUCGUGGGGAAGACCAUGGUACUUACUGCAAAGGAGUACACUGUUUUGACAGCGAGCGCAAAGGUUUGGGUUCACUGAUGAAUUUCAUGUUCAGCUUCUGAUGUGCAGUUUUUGAAUCCCAAUGCUCAACAUUCUUCGUUCUUGUUGCUUUAUGUACCUGGUUGGGGUCGCCUCUGCGUCGUUGGUUCUUCAACCCUACCUUGAUCUCACAAAAGGUUUUCUUCACCCGUGCGGCACAGCGGGUUUUGCUGCAACAGAAACGGCUGGCGUUGGAGCAGCUCCGGCCCGCGGCGAACGUGAUUCAGGCCAGUUUGCGGGGCCGGAAAGUGAUCGCGAAAUUCGAAAGCGACGUCGAGAAGGUCCGGCAGAUGCAGGCCUUCAUCCGGAUGCAGCAGGUCCAGAAGCAGAUCAAGCGGGUGCGGCAAUUGAAAUCUCUCUUCCUGUUCACCAGCUGCCUCGGCCGGGCGCAGGAGCGGUUCCGGUUUUACCGCAUUUCCGCGAUCAAAAUCCAGCGGAACGUUCGGGCGUACUUAAAGAAGAUCCGGCGGGCAAAGGAGGUGAUUCUGAACGCGAUUUUGUGUCGGAAAGCAAGGAAGUUGCUGAAGGAAUUGAAGCUCGCCAAAGAGAAAGAAAGGAGAAAAAAGGCGAUGACGAAUUUGAACGUGAUGUGCAAGGUUUUGCACUGCCGGAAGCUAGCCAUCGACGUGAAGAAAAACCGGGCGGCGCUGAUACUCCAGCGAAACUGGAAGCGAUACAAAGCAGUCCUGGCCGCGCGGGAGCUGCGCGUAGUGCAGCAGGCCAAAGCGAUCGCGGGCGUCCAGGGGUACUUCAAAACGCUGUACUGCCGCACGUUGUUGACGCAGUACAAGGCGUCGCGGGCGUUCGAUUCCGCGGGAAAGUUCUUACUGCAGACAAAGUCCAUGAACAGGAAGAUGGAUUACACGAACAGAAACUACCUGACCUACGUGACGCCGCGCGACCACGAAAAGUUCCAACAGAAGUCGAAACAGCACCUGGAAAGCUACUGCCAGAAGGUUUUUGGCGGGAUUGCGUCGUCGAAGCGGGACCUGCAUAAGAACCAAUUUCACUACCAGCACUUUGGAGCUGGAACACCUACGAUAUCAAACAACCCUUCCUCUUCAAGUCACAGCGCGGCCACGUCGCCUAGUCUUGAUACUAACGAGCUUGUUGAGCAGCGAAAACAGAUGCUGAUAUCCUGCAACCAGAACCGGAAGUACAUUUGCACUUCCAUAACCCCAAUUCCCUACUACAAGUACCCGGACGAGACCCAGCUGCUCGUCGACCCGCGGAAACUGAAAGCGAGCUACGAAUAUCGACUGCAAAAAUGUCUGGGUCUGGACGGAUUCAAGAUUUGUCAUGCUUCUCUGGCAACAUGACUGAAAAGUUUGUGAUGCGUGUCCAAUAAGAGACCCUGUUGCCUGUUAUGCAGAACGCAGUUUGUCAUGCGGAAAGCGCAUCAACACUAAGCAGCGCAAAUAUUAAUUUCUCAUGCUUGGCUGUGCAACAUUACAGAGAGUUCACUCCUCACAACUCAGCAUUACAAAUUUCCAGACCCAGACAUAUUUGCAUUUGAUAACGAAGACUCUGCGGAGAAGUGCGGGGUGAAGCGGAACGAAAUUGUCACGGCUAUGUUCGACAAGAGCGAUAUCGUAUUGAAAAACGUCCCCACACCAUAGUUGUAAUGCAAAUCUGCAUGCUCAUGCUGAAAAUGUUUCUCAUGCGGAUCCCCAUGAGAAGCAUUUUCUAGUCGUGUUUUGGAAUUUGCCAUGCUCCAAUCAGCAUGAUGUGUUAGAUCUGUGAUGCUUCUGAGGUAGUUCAAACAGCACUACGCUAUGAGUCCAAAUUUGUUAUGCAAGACAGCCAAAGCUUGUAGAUUUGUCUAGCAGAUUUGCCAUCUUGACUCUGGUGUGGGGACAUUUUUACUCAGGAUAAGCGACAAGUGGCUGUGUGUGGACAGCGGGUACUGGCUGCCCAAAUUUGUCAACGGGGUGAAAGUAUCAAAUGUAAAAAUGUCUGGGUCUGGAAGAAUCCAACUUGUAAUGCUGCAUUUGGAUUCCAAAAAAAUCUGUAUUGCAUGAGUGCCAAAGGGAAUGUAAUUCUUGCUACGCGGAGAGGGCAUUUGUCAUGCGGAAUAGGCAUCAAGAAGCUCUCAAAAAAUCUGUGCUGCUAGGGCAUGCAUCACAGACAUCAGGGUUCAUCCAAAACGUGCAUGACAAGUGUCAGAAUCUUCCAGACCCAGACAUUUUUACAUUUGAUAGAAAGUGCUCGAGAAGCUCGAGGACGAGGCUGAUUUCGCUUUCGGCCACUACCGAGCAGAGGAAGUUCUUCAUCGGCAUAUGCAUACAAAUUAUACCCAGGGUCAACAGAAAAAUGUGCCACUGGAUGCUAGUUGCGCCUCGUGGCACUCGACGAACGCCGUGGUUGGCGCUUUUGGGGGGCCGGGCGACCCCGCUCAACAUCGGAAAAAACAGGAAAUCGCGCCACAUCAUUACGACCAACACCAUCACCACCUCCACCCGCACCACCACCGCCCCGUGAACGCGAUCGGCGCGGGCCGGCACAAGCGACCGGUGCGCGUCACUAAGACGCUGCCCUCGCCCAGGACGAAUUUUGAGUCGGGGUUGCUGGACAACACCUUCAUGUCGGAUAGGAAGAAGCUGUCGCCGGCGAUGAGCUCGGCCAGUACUUUAGAUCUAGAGAACUUAUCCUUAUUUUCAUGCUGUUUUUCGUAUGCAUGAUCGUGCUUCUAUUGCGUAGUAGUCUUGAUGUGCAAUGCCCAUCAUACUUCUUCAACUUCCACCGGAAGGUACGCGCACCCCCCGGUCCGGCAGCGCGCGCGCAAAGGACGAAAAGCGCGGUCGGACGAAACUUCCACAGGGCCAUACCGGUGACGUGAGUCGGUACUCGCCCGCAGCGUACCGGUCACAACGGGUGGUGGUGGAGGAGAAGAUUAAUUCUGGAGCUGCAACUACGGUGACCUUUCCUGGUUCAUCCACGACCGCGGAGGCGGACAAAAAUCCACAAGAGGGCGCUUCAAAGAACCUCGACAGCAAAACCGACGCCGAAAGAGCCACGGAGGGAGCGCCAAGGGAAGUAGGUGAAAAUACGGCACUAGCGAAGAUGAACCAAGGUAGUUCUUUCCUCACUAGGUACACGGACGCGAAACGUCCCGAUUUGUUCGAGAAAGCUGACGUCGUGGGUUUUUCCCCGCGACUCGGCUUCAAAUACGACGAGAAAAUGAAACUGGACUACUGGAAGCAGGAGACCGCCUAUGUUGUGCGCAGUCUGGACAACUGCACAGGCUUUUCAACAACCAAUGCAACUGUAGGGAUCGGCUCAACAGCAGCAGGAGCUGCAUCAGCUGAAGAUGUCACCAACCGCAGCAAGAAGCUGCUGCCCGACGUUUCCCGCGAAAAGGAGUUCCUGUCUCGUACCACCCCGCACAAGCUGCGAAAUUUUGACGUUUUCGAGCCGGAGAGCGCGUUGAACUUCCACAGUGAAAAGAACGUAAAUUUCCGCAGUGAUAUGAUGAAAAGCGGAAUUGCCAGUGUUGGGAACGCGGUUUCGCCGACUAAGACUCUGGUUUCUUCCACAAGCCACAACAUAAAUCUCCUAACCGGCGCCCCGACGGCCGCGGCCGGCACGAUGCGGCUGCGUCUGCAGGGCGGUCCGAAGCCGCGGACUGACGGGCUGCCGAGCAAUGUACCACUCGUGUCGGCCGGAGGGGGAGGUGCUGGGACAGCAUUGUUGAGUGGCUUGGGAACAAGCAGCUAUUCACUCGGAAGGAAAACGCCAGAAAGUCGCGGUUUGGCGAACACAACUACUGCACACCAGCGUCAAAUAAACACCGCGCCGACAACGCCCGGAAGCAACGUAGGGAUCGCUGUGCCGAGUAUGCGCGGCUGCAUCGCGGCCGCAGCGAACGCUGGAGCCUCCAAAAGUGCGACACCUUCGAACGCAACCAAUAAGGGCUUCACUUCUGGUAUUAAACAGAGGACAGUAGGAGCAGCACAAGGGACGAAAGUUUUACUGAACCAGAACACGAGCAGACUGAAAAGUCCGAAAGUUGUUAACGUGCCCAACAACACCCAAGGCGGUAUCAACCAUGACCGUUCACUCCCCGUGUUUUCGCCCUCUGAACAAGGGCUAUUGCAGACGUUGGACGACCUGAAGGCGACGAACGCCGCGAAUUUGAGUAAAGCGAAGUCAGAGAGUGACAUUUUGCUCGGGUACGCACCGGUGGACUCCGGGUAUUUUGAUGUCGCCGGCGGGGCGGGGCAGAAUCAUCAACAUCCGGGAAAUAAACAAUUACAGCAGGAGCAGCAGGAGCAACAUUACGCAACGUUGGCGGCCAACACCACAAUUACCGUGCCAAGCAUACACCAUCUCGCGGGUGGUGGUCGCAGCGCCGCUACUACGCCGACAACCGCCGUGCCAAGUCCGGCUGAGGAAGAAGGCGGCAAUGGAGUGCGAGUCGAAGCAGCCGCGACGGAUAACAACCAUUGCGUCGUGCAGAAAAACAAUCUGCAGGUAGUCGCCGGUGUGAGGAAAACACGACUGAAAUCUCCGGCCGCUCCGGCACCAACCAGCCCCGCUUCCUCCACAGCCGUGUCCUCCCCGGCUGCGAAAGCCAUGCUGAACAAGGCGAGAAAUAAUGUCGGAACUGCGGCACGCAUCAACAACGAGCGGACUAUCGUCUCUAAAAAUGCAGUAGUCACCACAACGACUAAGGCCACUAGCAGUAGCAGCUCAUCUUUGAGCACCGCUAAGCAGGAUCUGUCCUCGAUCCGUGCAGUGGUCGGCGCUCCGCCGCUGUCCGCGCGACGUGUAGGUGCGAAAACGAACGACGGUGGUGGUGUGACUGCUAGAAGAGGUGGCGCAGGUGGAGGAGCCCCGGCGCUGGGAAAGAACGCGAUAAUAUCAACGAAAGGGAACAAUCCGACGGCAUCAAUCGCGGGUCGCCCUCAAAAGAUCGGAACAACUGCGGUAACGAGUUCAUCCUAUGUCGGUGCGCAUGCGUCUUCAAGCACAGCAGGUCAUGGUCCGUUGCACAAUAAACAACGAGCUGCACCAGGGAGUGCAAAUGCAAAAGCAGGCCCAGGCACGGAAGGAACUUUCUCUGGAAAUACGCGCGCGAAAACGAAGCUUGUUGGUACGAGCAGCCCUCGAAGAACCGGCGCUGUCGUGCCCACGAGAGGAGCGUCCGGCACAGCAAAAUCAACUGCCGCUGUUGCGGCGUUAAGAAGCGAAGCCACACGACUAGCACCACCCGUCCGACCCGAAAAGAAAGCUGUAGCUUCCAGAAGUCCGACCAGAAACGGGAUCAACAAACAGCGAACUGUGACAAAAGACGCGAACCAGCUGAGCAAUGUAGCAGGCGUUAGCCGUCGACCGCCAGAAACGCAACCGAUUACAGGUUCGCGCGGAGUUAUGGGUGCCAAGGCUCCAAAGAAGGCAGCCGCACCUACUUCAUUGAAUAAAGCAAGCUUGAAUGGGGAAAAACCGAAGAAAAUAACCACAGAGGAGGGCUUUGCCACGGACACAGCCAGAAUUUCAGCAUCGCACCGCACGAAAAACAAGCCGGCAGUGCCCAGUUUCCGGCCGUCGAGUAGAGCAACAGAAACAACGUCAAGUACAACAGUCGAAACCAAUAAAACGACCACGUCUAGUACUUUGAGGCGCCGUGGCAAUGUUCCGUUUUCUUCUUCUUCCUCCACUAGGAAUCUUUCUGCCAAGAAAUCCCCGCGCCAGCCGCACCCACAAUUCGUCGAACUCGAAGCUCCGCCCGCUGUGCCGAAUGAGCGAGUGCUUGAGCAGGUUGAGUUUUUGCCCGCGGCGGUGCCGCCAGAUGAGGAAGGAGAUCCCCACGAGAACCCGUUGCAGGAACGGAAAUUUGUAGCACAAGAUCCGGAAGAACAUCAGGCGCAAACUGAUCCCAACAUCAACGAAGUAGACGACAGGAUGCUUUCCGCAAACGAAAAGUCGUUCUCCCUGCUGAGCCUGAGCAAAGAGAACAUCACGCUGGAGCAGUCGCAUCUGCAACAGGAAGAUGAGCCGGAUGAUUCGCAGCUGCAGGAGCUGUUGCAGGACGAUUUGAUGCGCAAUAUCGAGGACAGAAUCCAGCAACUCGACCCGGACGAGGAGGACACGCCGCGGCCUUUCAUGGCGGUUGAGGAAAAGAUUGGCGAGGAGGUGGAUGUGGAAAAAAUUGUUGUUCCAACAGACCAGUCUGUUGAGGAACAUAAUCAAAACGUAAACAGAGACGUCCUUCUCAGCAGCCGGCUGUCGACGUCGCGGGAAUCGGCGAUGCUCUCCUUCCGGCAAAGCAGCACCUCGGUGCAUCCGCCCGACCGGGGCCGGGAAACAGACAACAGUGACAGCGACAACAGCGACAAUCAGGUUGACUAGAAGGCACUGGAUAGGUAGUUUCACGAGCCGGUCCUGUUGUUCUGCAGAAGUUUUGACUUAUCGCGAGGAAUCUGGAGGGAGUUACCAGAUUUUUCUUGAUUUGAUGCGAUUUACGAUUUCAGUACUUAGCUCACCCGAAUGCCACAAACCCAUACUCUGAACGAUUGAAACAGCAUUAUUCUUUAUCGUACCCGCACAGACUACUACCAGUAAGCGAAAACCAUGGAGUUUUCGAUGUUUCCACUUUCUCACUCUACCACACCUAACGAAGAAAAAUGAACGCCGUGCGCCUUUAGAAUAAAGAUAAACCAGAUGGAAUUUGAGAUAGAAGGACUUCUACUAGUGUGCCUGUGCUUUGUACUAUUUUCAAAAAAUGCCGCACAUACAACUACAUUACGGAUAGAUACCACGGGAAGUCGUAGGAAAGUAAUGUGUCCACGACAGUCCCCGCUCCUAGACUACUGAAGAACGUUUUUGCAAGAUAGAACCCAUCAUUGAUAAACAUUUUUCACCUACAAAUAUCAAAAACAAUGAGAACAAUGGAGAACAACAGCUGGGCAUCUCAAUCUCUCGGAUGGAGCAGUAAGUAGAAUCAAACUAGAGCAACCAAGCGACGUAUCAAAAUGAAAUGAAAACCACCUUCAUCACUUCUUACUAAGGGUGGUAGAUCUCGGUUUUGAAGAAACAACUCAUCCGCGCCAAGAAGACGAGCUGGAUGAGAAUAGCGUGUAUUUUGCCUCCACGGUUUUGCUUUGCCUUUGCGUACGUGUCCGAAAUGAAUACGCCGUCGACGUAUCUCAGCAGCACUGAAC